UAUGUUUAAAGUUAAUGGUUGCCCUUUUCUUCGUUUGAUACAUUCGUUGUGUUCAUCACUCUGAAUGUAGAUUUAAAAGUAAGCAUUUUUUAUUGCAGGGAAGUGGGUUCACUUUACUGUGAGUUCUUUGUUGGUUUAGGAGAUAACCAUUACCGGCAAAUCUCUAGCUUUAUUAAGAUGGCAGAUAUAGCUAAGGACUUAACUGCUGGGACCGUUGGAGGGGCAGCACAGUUGGUAUGCGGGCACCCCUUUGACACCAUCAAGGUCAAGCUCCAAAGCCAGCCUACCCCAGCCCCAGGCCAACUCCCCAAGUAUUCAGGUGCCAUGGAUGCUGUUAAGCAAACAAUUGCAGCUGAAGGCCCAAGGGGCUUGUACAAAGGUAUGGGGGCCCCACUUGCCACAGUGGCAGCAUUAAAUGCUGUCCUUUUCACUGUACGAGGACAGAUGGAAGCUUUGUUGAGGUCCGAACCCGGUGCUCCUCUUUCAGUUAGUCAGCAGGUUGUAUGUGGUGCUGGGGCUGGAGUUGCGGUGUCCUUCCUUGCAUGCCCCACCGAGUUGAUCAAGUGCAGGUUGCAAGCCCAGAGUACUUUGGCAGAUUCUGUCUCUGCAUCUGGGAAAAUGAAGUAUGGAGGUCCAAUGGAUGUUGCAAGGCAUGUUCUCUCAGAAAGGGGUGUAAGGGGCCUCUUCAAAGGUCUAGUACCCACCCUUGGCCGUGAAGUCCCUGGAAAUGCUGUGAUGUUUGGUGUCUAUGAAGCCUUCAAACAGUUCCUUGCUGGGGGCAAAGACACUUCUUCUCUAAGUCGAAGCUCUUUAAUUGUUGCUGGAGGCGUAGCAGGAGGCUCUUUGUGGCUCUUAGUCUAUCCAGCUGAUGUCAUAAAGAGUGUUCUUCAAGUUGAUGACUUCAAGAAUCCAAAGUUCUCGGGUUCCGUUGAUGCCUUCAAGAAGAUCCUAGCAUCUGAGGGAGUUAAAGGAUUGUAUAAAGGAUUUGGGCCUGCAAUGAGCCGCAGUGUUCCAGCGAAUGCAGCCUGCUUCUUGGCAUAUGAGGUGACAAGAUCCAGCUUGGGAUGAAAGCCAGUUUGAGAUAUAUUGUUGAUUCUUUCCUGCCAGCCAAAUGAUUCUGCCAAAUGUUAUUGUCGCAUUUUCAGUUACCAUUUUAAUUCAAACGAAUUUAAAAGAAAAAAAAAAACCACAGGACAUCUUCUCAGCAACAUGGCAUUUACUUGUAAACCAGGGAGAAUUCAGUAGGGAUUUUUUAAUGCAAUAAAAUCAUGGUUACAGGUUCCACCA
This is a messenger RNA of Telopea speciosissima, 1287 nucleotides long. RefSeq names its product mitochondrial carnitine/acylcarnitine carrier-like protein. The coding region runs from base 178 to 1068 and encodes 296 amino acids. Gene Ontology annotation, molecular function: L-ornithine transmembrane transporter activity. The record is from RefSeq and is a predicted model, not a curated record. Gene Ontology annotation, biological process: mitochondrial L-ornithine transmembrane transport. NCBI's taxonomy places the organism in Eukaryota, Viridiplantae, Streptophyta, Magnoliopsida, Proteales, Proteaceae. The transcript has 3 exons.